AUGUGUAAUCAAUGUAUUGAUAAAGCUAAAAAAGAAGACCGCUGUCGGCACUGUGAGCAUUUUGAUUAUGAAUGCACGCUCACAAAGCCUCGCAAAAAAAGGCUUUAUGGUAGUGCCGAUCAUGUUCGUGCCCAGAUUGCAGUGCUAGAGGCUUUGGUGAAGGGGCUUAUCCCAAAUGCCGACCUGUCCACUCUUGACAGCAUGCAAGAGGUUGCACGGAUCCUGGGCAUCCCACUCCCAGAGAUGGGAGAUGGCAAAAGCCAAUCUACACAGAAUCGGCAGGGGAGAGAUGGCGCAUCGGUAUUCGUGGAGCAGAAUCAGCGGCUCGUCCAAGAUCAACAGGGCCAAGGACAGUACAUUGGCCCCGCAAUCUCUUAUUUCUUUCAGCUGAAACUUCGGACUCUCCUGGGACGACGACCCCAAAGACAAACGUGCCAGAUGUAUCUGUUCGGAUGCAAUCCCACAGAAGAGACUUUGAAACCCUCCGCCAGCACGAUUGUCUCAGAAGUUGAUGUUCGAGUAGUGGCGCAGCCCUUGCAAUCGGAUUUCAUUGCGGGUGCUGCGCAACAUCCUCACUUGUUACUAGACACCUCUGUUAUUGGGGGGUUAAUUCAGUCGUAUUUCGACCAUGUCAACGUCGACUUUCCCGUUCUUCAUAAAGCUUCCUUCCUAGAGGCUUCUGAAUAUUGGCGGGCCGAUGCAAAAUCAGUUGACCCAGCGUGGGUAUGUGGUCUGCUAUGCGUCUUGAUCCUUGGUCGAAGAAUAAACCCGGCGGGAACUAUGCAGACUCAACAGCAAAGAUGGUGGACUCACAUCAAAUCGCUCCUACCAACAAUAAUAUUCACAUCCAGUAUCCAAUCAAUCCAGGCCUUGAUGCUGACUGCGUUGCAUCUUCAUAAUACGAAUCAUCGAAAUGCAUGCUGGACACUGACAGGAGCGGCAGUGAGGAUCGCCAUCGCCAUUGGGCUCGACAGAGAUGAAGUCAUUUGCGAAGGACCACAAGUGAACCAAGAGCUAAGAAAGUCGCUGCGGUGGACCCUCUACGGCUUUGAGCAGAUUCAAGUCUCUUCUCACGACCGGCCCAGUGCCUUAGAAGGCGCAGUGUGCUCGACAAAGCCUCCCAUCCAGAGGAUUCUCGGAGUCGGGUCCUCGAGCCACCCCCCGGAAUACAUCCUCUGGUCGACACGGCUUGUCUCCAUCUUGGGCCUCGCAUGCCGCACACUACCAGCCGCCUCGAAUCAGGUUAAUUCAACUGGCCCACUCUCACCCGUAGCCGGAUUACUUCGAGACUUGUCUCGGUGGUAUGGAUCGUUGCCACAGCAUCUAUCCAUGAGGGUGUUCAAUACCAUACCUGCCGCUUUCCAAAGAUCAGUUCUCUUGCUGCACAUCCAGUAUCACUAUAAUGUAUUUUUGCUGACUCGCUACCCACUCCUGCAGCAUCUCGCGACCAUGCCAGAAGAGUCAAGCAGUGAUCCAAAACAAAAGGAGAUUGAGUCGACAGCCCAAAUAUGCUGUGAGUCUGGUCGAAAAAGCUGUGAGCUGUUAUUGCAACUGGAUCAAACCGGAAACUUCAAUGCUGUGACUUGGUUGGAUGUCUAUUUCGUAUACUCAUCAACAUUGGUCUUGACUCUGAGCAUUAUGCGGGAUCGAGCCCGACAAGAGAGCGAGGAGUCUUCAGACAAUGGAUCGCUCUCCCUGUUGUAUGACUGCGCAGCGAUGGUAUCUCGUCACUCAGGCAAUCCGAUGAUGCCCGGUACCAUGCGUCGUUGGGUUGGGAUAAUAUGUGACCUUAACAUGUUGGUCCAGGAAAGACUAGGCUCACUACAACAGGCACCCUCGAAUGAUGAGGGUGGCAGUGUCGUACACUCAAACGCAGCAACUCCUUUUGUUCAACUCGGAUCAUCGAGCAAGACGAGAUAUUUCCCGGUACCUUAUAUGGGAAUGGGAGUACAACAUAGCACAGAGUACAAUUUCGCCAAAGGGGAUAGGUCAUCAUCUACCACGGAUGGCGAAUGCACUGGUACUACACCAGUUACGCCAUUUAUAGAUGACGACAAUGCCUUUUUCUCUUGGGAUUCGAUUGCCAGCAUGCUGUUAGGAACAGAAACCCUUGAUUCAGCUUUGAUAGACUAUAGCUUUGGCUAUCAAUACUGA
This is a messenger RNA of Aspergillus heteromorphus CBS 117.55, 2154 nucleotides long. RefSeq names its product fungal specific transcription factor domain-containing protein. The record is from RefSeq and is a predicted model, not a curated record. The transcript has a single exon. Lineage: Eukaryota; Fungi; Ascomycota; Eurotiomycetes; Eurotiales; Aspergillaceae. Gene Ontology annotation, molecular function: DNA binding; zinc ion binding. Gene Ontology annotation, biological process: DNA-templated transcription. The coding region runs from base 1 to 2154 and encodes 717 amino acids.